AUAAGCCCAAGAGCCCAAGAGACAACUCUAAGGAAACCUAAUUCCUUCUGUAGACCAAACCGACUCAUCUCUCCACAACCGCUUCUUCUACUUCACCAAAAUCGUUUCUCUCACUGCUUCUAUUUCUUCUUGAAAUUAUGUAUGUAUAUUAAUUUAGGCAUGGUUCAACAAGUAAACGAGGAAGGCGUUCCUCCCACCACUGUCCGUGAGGUCUCCAUCUUGCGAAUGCUCUCCAGGGAUCCCCAUGUCGUCAGGUUAUUUGAUGUCAAACAUGGGUUGAAUAAGGAAGGGAAGAAUGUUUCGUAUUUGGUGUUCGCAUAUAUGGAGACUGAUCUCAAGAAAUUCAUUCGUUCCUUUCGUCAAACUACAGAGAAAGUCCCUCUCGAUAUCGUCAAGUAUCAAUCUCAAAAGCUCACCACCACUCUGAUGCUCCAACUUUGCAAGGGUAUAGCCUUUUGCCAUGGCCACGGGAUCUUACACAGGGUCAAUUCUUGGAGGUUAAUGUGCUGUAUUAGUUUGGUCGAUGGUUUUGGUGGGUGAGUCUUCUAAUGGAGGCAUGUAAUGGGGUCGCAUGGUAUUCUAUAUUUUUAUUGAUAUUAAAGAAGGUGUACUCAUACCGCAUUGGUGUGUGUAGAAGAUAAGUUUCUAUUUUUAUUUUCUCUUUUCAUAUUGAUUCCUUUAGCUUUUUCUUACUUGAAGUAGAUAUUUGUUGGAUUAUGUCAAAAACUUUUAUCUAGUAGGUCCCAACAGUAACUUGGAACAAUUUUUUAUACUUUUUAAAUUAUUUUAUCUAUCGAACUAAAAUUAAUAUCAUUUUAGUAUAUUAAAAAAAUCACUAACCUUUUGAUGGUUCCUUCAAACUUUUAGAAAAGAAAUCAAUGAAUUUCUUUAAUAUCACUGAAAAGAGAAAAAUAGUUAAAUGCAUGAGUAUUAUGUUUUUUGAAUUGAUGAUUGUAUUUUGUAAAAAACAAUAUGAGAUAUAAAUCUUACCUUUGAAUUUAGUUGUAUAUGUUUAUGUAAAUAAGAAUUAGGUUUCUUCUCUGUUUUUUUAAACUAAUGUAGUUUUUUUUUUCUUCAGUUUUUGCAGGAUUACUAAUUUGAAACUUGCAUAUGUACUUAUCUAAUUUUACUAUGCUAUUAUUAUAUGAAAAGAAAUCUCACUAACCUUUUAUUGAUGAAAUCAAAAUGUAUUACUUCAACAAUUUCUGCAAGUGAAAUAAAUCAUUCCAGAGUUGAAAUUAUAGUGUAUUAAUUCAACACUUUUUGUAGGUGUAAUUGAUAUAAGAGUAUGUUUCUGGAGUUAUUUUUAAUUAUUUCAGAGUUUAUAA
Messenger RNA from Humulus lupulus (European hop), 1328 nucleotides. RefSeq names its product cyclin-dependent kinase B2-2-like. The transcript is spliced from 5 exons. The record is from RefSeq and is a predicted model, not a curated record. Gene Ontology annotation, biological process: regulation of G2/M transition of mitotic cell cycle; G1/S transition of mitotic cell cycle; signal transduction. Gene Ontology annotation, cellular component: cyclin-dependent protein kinase holoenzyme complex; nucleus; cytoplasm. Lineage: Eukaryota; Viridiplantae; Streptophyta; Magnoliopsida; Rosales; Cannabaceae. The coding region runs from base 142 to 540 and encodes 132 amino acids. Gene Ontology annotation, molecular function: ATP binding; cyclin-dependent protein serine/threonine kinase activity; cyclin binding.